This is a messenger RNA of Manihot esculenta (cassava), 327 nucleotides long. RefSeq names its product protein PELPK2-like. The record is from RefSeq and is a predicted model, not a curated record. The transcript has a single exon. Lineage: Eukaryota; Viridiplantae; Streptophyta; Magnoliopsida; Malpighiales; Euphorbiaceae. Bases 1 to 327 code for a protein of 108 amino acids.
AUGGCCUAUCGUCAAUUCUCAGCUUUUAUGUUACCAUUUUUCUUGAUCGGUGUGUCAUUCCUGAACAGCCAGGAAAUUCUGGUGGAUGCUCGACAGCUUCUGGAAAUAACUCUACCGGAGAUUCCUGAAUUGCCGGAGAUACCAUCUUUUCCUAAAGUUGAACUGCCACCAUUACCUGAAUUGCCUGAACUUCCAGAGCUUGAAGUGCCAGAACUGCCUGAUUUGCUUGACAUCCCUGAUUUGCCUGACCUUGCGAAGCCCACAUUAGCUGCCAAGCCAACUAUUUCAAAGGACAUGAACCCUUUUCAUUCAACCACCAGUCCUUAA